AUGAAUGCAGGAAAACAAGACAUAGAUGAAUGUGCAUCAAAACCGUGUCAACAUGAAAGUACAUGUGUUGAUCAUACCAAUGACUACUCGUGUGUUUGCACAGCUGGGUACAGUGGUAUACAAUGUCAAACAGACACAAAUGAGUGUGCAUCAGACCCUUGUCAACAUGGCGGAGAUUGUAUAAAUCUAAUUGAUGCUUACCUUUGUCAUUGUCCAUUGGGCUACAUAGGAGUUAACUGUCAAAAAGACAUAGAUGAAUGUAUCAGCCAACCUUGUCAAAAUGGUGCUACGUGUAUAAAUCUUGUAAGUGGCUUUACGUGUAGUUGUGUAGAUGGAUACACUGGUACAAAUUGUGAAACAGACUUAGAGGCAGAAGAAUCACGUGAGACUAGCAAUAAAUUUGUAAAUAGCAAAUCCGAAACUGACGAUAUUGGAGGAUGUGAUUGUUUUAUUGAUCAUACGGGUUAUGACCAUUUUCAGAGAUUUGACAAAAGAUUGAAAUACAAAUACAGAUUUCACAACUGUCGCAAUAAGAAAGGAUUUAAAAAGGAAAACCCUACGAUCAGUAAAACAAGAACACGUUGA
Messenger RNA from Mytilus californianus (California mussel), 585 nucleotides. Its product is annotated as fibropellin-3-like. The record is from RefSeq and is a predicted model, not a curated record. The transcript has 5 exons. Lineage: Eukaryota; Metazoa; Mollusca; Bivalvia; Mytilida; Mytilidae. Gene Ontology annotation, molecular function: calcium ion binding. Bases 1 to 585 code for a protein of 194 amino acids.